Molecule: messenger RNA, 1512 nt
Organism: Acanthosepion pharaonis
Lineage: Eukaryota; Metazoa; Mollusca; Cephalopoda; Sepiida; Sepiidae
Source: the annotation of a GenBank genome assembly
AUGUUGAUAAUUUUUCAGGAGAGCCAUUGCCUUCGAGGAAACAGCUUUCCCGAAUCCUCUCUUGUUGAGGACAGAUAUCCAACUGCAGCCGGAGAUGCUGCUGACAUUGGCUUGAAAUCUCGAUGUGACAAACUUCAAGAAGAAGUUGAUAAUUUGAAAAGAGAAUUAGAAGCAGAUAAGAUAAGAAACAAAAAAUCACUACCUCCACGAGAAGAUAUCCUUGCUGAAUUCCAGAAACGCACAGCGACAAUUCAUUCAUUAAUGGAUGAAAAAUUAUUGGACAUUGUUAAUUCAUAUGAAAAUAAAAUUCAGUCUUUGGAAAAAGAUUUGGAAUAUUACAGGGUAAAGCACAAAAACAGAGAUACAGUUUUUGAUCAAGAUGAAAUGAGUACAAAGAUGCAAGAUGUCAUAUUAAAAUAUGAUAAACAAAUCAAAGAAUACAAUGAGAAAAUCAAAUUUCUGGAAGAGCAAAUUGAAGUCCUGAAACUGGAUGCAGAAAGCAGGCCACAGAUGAAAGAAUUUCGUGCCUUACAGCAACAAGCAAAGAAAAUGAAACGCUUGCUAGAUUACUAUAACAUUAGAUAUGUGCCUGAUGAGUCUGGAUCUUUCCCUAAUGUUGUAUCUCAUAAAUAUAACACCAAUGUGGACAGUAUAGACAUGUUGCCUUUUUAUAGCAGUAAACUUUACUUACAGGAUAUUUGUCAAGAACUAGAAGUUGAGGAUUUAGAUGAAAUUCUUCCAUCUCUUCAAAAACUGAAACACAAUGCUGAACGUGCCAAUAAAUAUAAACAGUUUAGCAUAAAAGUAUGUGGUUUGGUGCAGCAGGUUGGCCAUGAUGAUGAUGAAAGAUUUACUCGACAUUCAAUCAAGAAUGGCAUAUCUGAAGUUGCCCUAAAACAUGUGCAGGAGACUUUGGUCCAAUGGACAGAGGAUCUGAAAAGCUUAGAGAAUCUUGUGACAAGUAUAAAUGAAUUGGUUGUUAUUGCUGCUCCUUGGUCAAAAGUACAAAUUUAUCCAAGUGAUUCUUUUGAAGCUAUGUCAACAAAAUUAAGUGGAAUCAACCAGAAAAAAAAUUAUUCAUUUAUAAAGGAAGAAAAAACGUCACGUGCCAUGUUGGAGAAUAUAGUCCACCAUUUUCAGAUGUUAUUUGAUAUACGUUCCAUUUCUGGUGUCUAUCCAACAAUGAACCAAAUCUAUACUAAAAUUGGAGAGCAACAAAAUGUGAUGAAGAUAUUAAAAAAUUAUUUAGGAUUAGAUCCUUCGGCAAAACCAACCAAAGUUGUUGAUGCUGUUUCCCAACUGUGCCAAAUACACAAUGCAACAACCUCGACUCAACUGAAACAACUUUUACAGACUGAAGAUUUAGAAGGCAUCAUUGGACGGUUGGAAGAAUAUAAUAUGUUCUUUCCAGCAUUUCGGCAAGUUAUGUCAGAACUUUUAGAAAUACUUUGUGUACAAAGUGUGAGUGAUGUUGUUCCUACAGUGAAGACUUUGACUUUGCUGGCCCAGUGA